Messenger RNA from Bactrocera neohumeralis, 1029 nucleotides. Its product is annotated as serine/arginine repetitive matrix protein 1-like. Lineage: Eukaryota; Metazoa; Arthropoda; Insecta; Diptera; Tephritidae. The transcript is spliced from 3 exons. The record is from RefSeq and is a predicted model, not a curated record. Bases 1 to 1029 code for a protein of 342 amino acids.
AUGAGCCGCUCCGGCAGCACCGACCACAAUCGUUCCACCCGCGUCAGCCGCCGCACCCGUAGAAGCAGCUUGGCUGGCAUCGAGGGGAGCCCCAACGGCAGCAACGAAAGCGCGGAGGAGGAGCACGGACAACGAGGCGCACCCAGCGAGGGACAGAAGUGCAGCAGCAGCAUCCCCAGCGACGCGACCAGCGGGGUGGCGAAGGAGCAGUCCCCGACCACCCCCACCACCACCUCCAGCAAGCCCAGCGACAACCAUUUCAACAGCAGCAGCGACCGCUCCCGCAGACCACCCCCACCGACGACAGCACGGAGCACGCGACUUGAUGACGGUCCCCGUGUCGGUCUUGCCGCCCGCACUGGCCGCGCAGGUGCCGGCUGGCGUCGGUAUCAUAGCGCUCCCCCGGGCCGUCGUGGCCUCUCUCGGCGUCGACCUCCGCAGGAUCGACCCCCUCCUCGCCUCUGCACAGCCGCUGGGGGUGUAUGGCAACGUGGGCCACCACGGGGCCUCGACGCACCACCACCACCACCACCACCACCCCUAUCCCAUCACCACAGCAGCAGCAGCUGCAGCGUCAGCACCAGUGCCAUUCUUCCCCAUCACAAUCGUCCCUUUGCGGGCUACCCGUCCACCUCGAGCUCCUCCGCGUCCCCGGGCGCCGGUGCUCUCCAUCGCAGCCACCCUCCUCCCCCGCCUCCUCCACACCACCCGCAGGAGAGCGGGAAUCCACCCAACCGCCACCACUUGGACCACUACUACUGGUCCGAGGAGAGCUCCGACCACAAUGGAACCAGCGGCAACAGCAACAGCGACGACGACGACGACAACGCCGGCCUUUCCCCUCUCAGCAGCGGCAGCGGACUACACUCCUCUGGCAGCACUGUGGAGUCUCUUAACCUGCCGCCACGCCCGAACGACGAGAGAGGGGAGCGGAGCACCGACGGCCACGCCGUUAAUCGCCCCACUUCUCCUGCGGAGCGAUUCUCUGCCAGAAAGUGCGGUAGGCGACGGGAGCGGCACGAAUCGUAG